UUGAUCGUCAUUCGUGCAAAUUUUUAUUUUUUUCCUUAAAUUUCUUUAAAAAAAUCAUGGGAGGAGGGGAUUUGAACACGAAAAAAUCAUGGCAUCCAAAAAAUUUCUCCAACCAAGAGCGAGUUUGGAAGGCGGAACAAAAAGAAGCCGCGGAGAAAAAGCGUCUUGCGGAGCUCCAACGUGAAAUCCAGGAUGAACGCGAUCGAGAAGACCUCAAAAAUAUCGCUCGUUCUUCCGGGUUUCUCGACGACGGCGAUUCAGCGAAUAAAAAACUCGAAUGGAUGUACAAAGGGCAGCAACUAAAUCGCGAGGAAUACUUGAUGGGACGCACAAUUGACAAAAAUUUCGAACAAUUGGACCAAGAAGAGAAGGCAAAAGCUGAUCCAAUUAACAAUGUUGCCAUUUCUCAGCCGAUAAAUCACGUCGAACACGAAGUCAUCCCCUUUAGCAUUCGAAAGUACAAAGGAUUGCCGGGCACGGAGCAAGUAGAUAUGGCGCGAAAGAUGCUCGAGGAUCCCUUGAUGCUGAUAAAACAGAAGGAAAUGGAAACGAGACGACAAAUUUUGCAAAAUCCCGUAAAAUUAAAGGAAUUACACAAAAUGCUGAAGCAGGAACAGAGCGAAAGUAAGAAGAAAAAGUCAAAAAAGGAGAAAAAAUCGAAGAAAAAACGAAAACGCAGCGACGACAGUGACAGCGACGUCGAUUUGGACAAAGCUUUAGCGGAAAAAUACAAGAGAUUGCAAGGCGCGCUAACGAAGGACGUCGAUUCUGACGACAAUGACGACGGAAAUGUCGAUAAAUUACUCUCGCGCAAGUUUGAAGUGUUAUCAAAAGAACUUGAUAAGAUGACGGGAUCCAAAAAGAAGAAGAAAAAGAAGAAAAAUAAACGAGAUUCGAGUUCAGGAAGCUCUUCAGAUGACUUUCAAGUAUCGAAAAAAUUAGAAAAUGAACGUCGCGACGACAGAAAUCGACGAGAUGAGAGAAAUUUCGAUAAAAAACGCUCUUUUAGUCGAAGUCCUCGAAGAAAUUUUGAUCGCAGAGACGACAGAAGACCCAAUUUUGAUAGAAAUCGAUCAAAAAGUCCUCAACGAAGAGAUAAUCGACAAUUUCAAAUCAAUAGAAGACGUUCCCGAUCCCCUCAACGCCAUCGAAGUCCCGAUCGUUCAUUGCGAAAUGACAGAAAAAACACAUCUCCUCGCCGAAAUCGUCGUUCCCGUUCUCGUAGCAUCGAAAAACCUCGUCAAAGACGCUCCCGAACGCCUGAAAAGCGUAACAAAUCUCCGCCAGAACGUCGUGAGGAACGAAAAUCGAGUUCGUCGUCUUCUUCGGCUUCAAAUUCUGAACCCGACAAUGGAGAUUCCGACGAUGGGCGCCCAAAAAAACGAAAUUUUGGCUUAGUUACGUCCGAUGGAAAGGGAAUUGCCUUGAAAAAUCCACAAAAAAUGACAAAAAGAAGGAGUCCAAGUCCGAAAAAAUUAGUUAAAAGCAUUUCCGCAUCAAAAUCUGAUCAAAAACGAUCAACUACGAAACUAACACAAGAAGAAAUUGACGCUCGAUUGAAAGAAAUGGCGGCAAAUGCUUCGUGGCGUGAAAAAGAACGCACGGAAAAGGUACAAAAAUAUCGCGACAACGAAAAACGUGAAGAAGAGGAGGCGAAACGAGAGUUCGAUAAGGAUUUCCUGACGAAACAACUGAAGAAAACAGCAAAUUCUACAACUUCUGUCGAGUCUCGUAUCAAAUCCAACUUGAAUAAUAUUCAACGUUCGUCAAGGACGAUGGAGUCGAACUUUGCAAGACGUUAAAAACGCAUUUUUAGAUGAAAAAUGAUGAAAUUUUAAUAAAAAAUGAAUGA
This is a messenger RNA of Culicoides brevitarsis, 1852 nucleotides long. It is a transcript of the gene Cwc25, whose product is annotated as pre-mRNA-splicing factor CWC25 homolog. The record is from RefSeq and is a predicted model, not a curated record. The transcript is spliced from 2 exons. The coding region runs from base 57 to 1802 and encodes 581 amino acids. Gene Ontology annotation, biological process: mRNA splicing, via spliceosome. NCBI's taxonomy places the organism in Eukaryota, Metazoa, Arthropoda, Insecta, Diptera, Ceratopogonidae. Gene Ontology annotation, cellular component: U2-type spliceosomal complex.